GUCUGUUUUUUUAUUGGAAUAUACCAAUAAACUACAUCAAAUUUGUUAGUAUAAUAUAAGUUAUAGUUAAAUAUAAUACGCACAGUCUAUUAUGUACCACAUAAUCAUCAUAUAUCACCGAGGAAUUCAUAUUCAUGUUACACCGGAAAUAAAUAAGAAGACGAAAAUACUGGCCUUAUGAAUUAACAUAAUCGGAAAGAUUCAUAUUGUAAAUAAAAUAUUUAAAUUUGGCAUUGGGUGAUUAGCUCGAAAUAGUAUAAAAGCAUAUCUCUUUGUGUUCUUUUUGGCUGUUUUGCUAAAUAAGUGCGCAAGAUGAAGACUAUUUUGCGGGUGUUAUCAUUGUUUACUUGUUUAAUUCAAUGUUUAAGUAUUGACGAAAAUGCAUUUCCUUAUAUUUUCCCAAAUGUGCCGCCUAUUAAAGACUUAGUGAAUUCCGGAUUUGAGGAAGACGGUCUUUUAGACUUUAUCGGUCUGACGAAGAAAUACGGAUACACCUCAGAGGAACACGAAAUCAUCACCAAGGAUGGAUACAUCCUGACUGUAUUCCGGAUCCCGAGGAGGAAGGCUUGCAACCACUCAGAGCCACCAGAUCCUGUCGUGAUGAUGCAUGGUCUUCUGAAGUCGUCCGAUACCUUCGUCACACCUGGCGUAGGACUAGCGUAUACCCUGGCAGACUCUUGCUACGACGUCUGGUGUGCCAAUGUCAGAGGAAACAGAUAUUCAAGGGAACAUGUAAAGUGGGAUCCAGAUAAAGACAAAGAGUUUUGGCAGUUCAGUUUCCACGAACAUGGCACGAUUGAUUUAGCGACUACAGUGGAUUACGUCCUCAACGAAACAAAAUCAGAAAAGGUUAGCUUCAUAGGCCACUCCCAAGGAACCACAAGUUUCUUCGUGCUGACAUCAUCCCGUCCAGAUUAUAACCGUAAAAUCAAAGUUGCGAUAUGCCUCAGUCCUGUGGCGUACUUGAACCAUAUAGGGAAUCCAGUUUUGAAAAUAUUUUCAAGAUUUAAUGACGAAAUAAAAUAUUUGCUGGACGCUUUUAAUAUACAUGAAGUCUUCGGAAAACAGCUGCUUCCGAGUCGAUUGCUAGAGGUGGCUUGCCAGUACAUCCCUGAUCUAUGUUCUGCUGUACGAUACAUCUUUUUCCUCCAGAGGACAGAUAGCACUACACAUACAAGAUUAAAGAUCAUAGCUGGACACGUCCCUGCCGGUACUUCAGCUCAGAAUUUACAUCACUUUUCCCAGAAUAUCAAGGCGGAUUUCUUCAGAAGAUACGAUGCAGGGGUCAAUAAAAAUUUAGAGAACUACGGCCAACAGGAACCCCCAGAUUAUGAUCUGAGUAAGGUGGCAGCUCCAGUUGUGCUAAUCUGUUCCAAUGACGAUGCGAUAGCGACUCCUCAAGACGUGGAAAGGUUAAGAGAUGAGCUUCCGAAUGUUCUAGAUAUGUUUACUUUGAGGGACCCCCACUGGGGACACUUGGACUUCACAGAUGGUAAUGAUAUUCCACUUGAACUGGCUCCUAAAGUCUUGGAAUAUUUAAUGGUAACAAGGGAUGACCGCUAAACAUGCAUGUCAGUUUAAAAGUGAUGAUUCUUAUGUUAUACAAAUAUAUUAUUUUAGUGUGCAUAUGAGUAAGUAAUUGAUUUACUUUAAAAUAAUAAAAAUUAUCAGUGGCAAUUUUUUGUGUACUU
Messenger RNA from Plutella xylostella (diamondback moth), 1691 nucleotides. Its product is annotated as lipase 3. NCBI's taxonomy places the organism in Eukaryota, Metazoa, Arthropoda, Insecta, Lepidoptera, Plutellidae. The record is from RefSeq and is a predicted model, not a curated record. Gene Ontology annotation, molecular function: hydrolase activity, acting on ester bonds.